UGUUGUCGUCAUAAUGUUAUUACAGGUAUUGUACCAACUCCCUGGUGAAAUGAAGGCAGCACCUGAAUUCCUGCUUGCUUCACUGGUUGAAUCCGAACUUCUGCUCAACCCUUUCUGCGGUAUCGAGACACAACUGGAAAAAAAGGCCUCUUACAUGCAGUCUCGUGUUGAUAAACUUCACCUAUACAAUGAACAAGCAAACACCGGUGCAACUUUGACGAAGGUUCAAGAAGAAGCGCGUAGCAAGCUUGACGAGGUGAUCAGACACCAGGAGUACGUUAAGCAUCUUAUCACGAUGGUCCAUCGGGAUCAUGUUGCUUACGACAAAGCUCUCAAGUCUGCUGAUGCAAUCUUGGAACUCAAGGUUGCUUCUGCGAUGGGUAAAGCUAUCUCGCAGUCUCUUGUAUAUAAUGAGAUUAUAAAGCAGCUAGCUCAUCCCUCUUCUAGGGAGGCUUUUCUUUCUGGAACGAACGGCGCCAUUCGUCUUUCUGAAAACGAUCUUCAUGCCAUCCUCCGCCUGCAGUGGGCAUUUUCUCCAUUACAUGAUGGUUUCUCUUCGAUCGAGGAGCUCGAGAAGAAAACGGAGGAUGCUGCUAAAGUUGUUGCGGCCAUACUUUCGAAGACUAAUGUUGUUGUUGAUGAUGAAACGGGUCUACAAGGGAAAGAUGCAUACGCUUUAUUGGAAUCCAUCAAGACUUGCCAGUUUUUUGUGAACGGUUAUUUCCUCUGCUCUAACGGAAAUAAGGAAAGUCGUUUGUCCUCUGUAGCUGAUUCAUCCGAAAAGGAAGUGCUUUCGACUGAAGCCGAUUCUCCCUUGUUGAGUGCAAAUGAGGAAGGCGAUCGGACGUACACGGAAAAUACUGAUUCUGCUCACGCUGUGACGAACGAAAGUGUUGGAUUGUCUGAUCACGACGAACUUAAAUGUGUGGUUAAUUCCGUGAUUAGAGAAGGAGUUCCAGACGGAAAGCCAACGUCGAAUGAUGCACGCGUUCCAUCCGCUGAAGCUAGUGAUGAGCACAUAGAAUCUACAAACGGAUCUGAUUCUGGAAACGGAACAGUUACUCCUAGCUCAGAUGCGCAGUCUGCUUCUGCCAAGGGUAGCAAGUCCACGCGCGGCGGAAAGCAGUUCUUCAGAUAUCGUAACUCUAACUAUCCGAGACGAUAUCCCAAUAAAGAGUCUUCGCAAGCAGCAGCGGAAGGGUCGCCAAGGAACAACUCCGGAAAGGUGAACGGUGAGGACCAAGUUAGGCGUCGUGGCGGAAGACAGUACCGCCGAGGCGGUCGCGCCAACGGAUUUGCUCCAUCGAACUACAACGAGAACGAUCAGCGGACAAGAGGCUCUCGUCCGGGAGCUCGCGCCAGCUUCCAGCAGAUUCAGGCUGCCAGUUUUCACUACGAACCAGGAGUUGGUCGUCGCCCUGCACCUACCACUUGUGGAAUAGUGUUCGGCGGUAGAACCUAGAAAACGCAUAACGGUUGCUGCUACAUCUUGAUUGGACAUAGGAUUUUCAUCUUGAUAUACCAUGAUUGUGGGUUUCACUCACUAGCGGGAAUUUGUUCUUGUUUCUCUGCUCGAAUACGAUUUUCUUCGCUCUUAAUAUGUGUGGUUGUCUAUGAAAGCAUGUGCGAGUUGUUGGGCUUUUCUACAAUUUUUUAUUGUUCAUUCCAGCUUCUCACUUUGUCACGCGCUAAAAUGUCGCGGCUUCUCAUGGGUUACAAGAUCUUCGAUUCUGUUUCGAUAAGAAUAUAGAAUUAGUGUGAUUUUACCCAAGUUUUGUCUGCGACUUCCUAUUACUAAUGA
Messenger RNA from Cylicocyclus nassatus, 1801 nucleotides. The record is from the annotation of a GenBank genome assembly. NCBI's taxonomy places the organism in Eukaryota, Metazoa, Nematoda, Chromadorea, Rhabditida, Strongylidae.